This is a messenger RNA of Umbelopsis ramanniana AG, 507 nucleotides long. RefSeq lists its product as uncharacterized. NCBI's taxonomy places the organism in Eukaryota, Fungi, Mucoromycota, Umbelopsidomycetes, Umbelopsidales, Umbelopsidaceae. The transcript has a single exon. The record is from RefSeq and is a predicted model, not a curated record. The coding region runs from base 179 to 379 and encodes 66 amino acids.
GUCUCAAGAACGUUUUUGAUGAAGCUAUUCGUGCUGUUCUUUGUCCUGCUCCACCACGCAAGAAGCAAAAGAAGUGCAUGAUUCUUUAAAAUGGCUUCGUACACCAUCCGGUCUGCCGUAUUCAGUCUUUUACGAACCCAACAAUUCGUGUUAUGACAACACAAGCCUCUUUUUAAAAAUGACCGACAUGACUAAAAACCCUAAAAAAAAUUUACUUGCAACUCUCCAUACGUUUACAGACCAAAAGAUCUUGAAGAGUCGGACCAGACGGGUAGCCGGCCCACCUCCAUCUCUCCAAGAGCACAGUCGCUUGCUACUUUUACUUAUUUUAUUAUUUCUACCCAUCGUUUCUUGCCUGUACCGCACCCCAUUACGUUAGAUCUCUUCUGUUCCAUCUAAAUCUUCGGAUAUACGAAACAAAAAGAUGUCAUAUCAAUUAAGUUUUUUAUUUAGUAAGAUAACCAUGAGCAUUAUCGUUAACAUUGUCUUAUUGUGGUGGUGUGUAUU